CUGUUCGCGUUUCAAUGAAUUUGAAAUACGUCAACGUAAAGUGUUGCCGAAACAGUUCAUACGUCAGGUCUUGAGGAUGUUUCAAGUCGCUUGCCGCAAAGAUUCAAAGACUGUGGUUAGGUGCAGUCUAGAAACAAAAGGGUCGUGACCUUUAGCUCUGACGCUGUCUAGCUGUUUCGAAAUCCUGGUCGGGAGUUCUUGCGUAGUAAUUAUAAACCAGUGCCCGUUAUAGAAGGAAUUCUAGGGACCACACAGAAUAUGGUGGCGGUCGAUCCAUCAUUUGAUCAAUCUCUGUCUUGUGCGUCUAGUGCACGAUGUGAAUGACCCUUAGGCGUGAGACUACGGACGUUUCGACAAGUUCACGACAGCAAAUAUGGCGAAAGGGAGGUGACUUCAGUUAUGAAUCCUGGGUCAAACUUGGAGUGACUGCUGACUGCACCAGGAAUCGUGGAAACCAGUGCCAGGAUCUGGGAGGUAUCUUUCAGCAUAUAGAGUGUCGUGCGCAUGGCUUAUCGAGGUUGGAAAUUCUCAACAGUAGAGGCAGGAAUGCCAUUGAACCAGACACCUAAACGUUUCCGUAUUAACCCGCCCGUCGUGUGAAGAUUAGCAAACCGCAUUUCGUAUGGGAGUGUGGCAUGGAUAGUUCAAGGAGAAAUGGAAUUUCUCUAUUCAGUAAUUUGUUUAGGUUAAUUUUUCCUUUUUGUUUUACCUAACGGUUUGGAUUUUCCAAAUCGAUACGAAUCUAAUUUUACCCUUUAAGUCAAUAAAUGCGUCUCCUUUUGUAGGAAGAGACGGUGGUAUGCUAUCUCUUAUCUACGUACGUGGGAUCUUUGCAUUUUCGGGCAAAAAAUCUUUAAGGUCAUUGGCUAUAAAAGACACUUUCUCACAAUUCGACGUCUGGUAUUUUCUACGGUGAUACUUAAAUAAUCAUUACCACCGUUGCAACUUUUACCCAUCUCGUCUGCAAAGAACCUUCUUCUUUCUUUUCUCUCUUUUACAUUUUUUGUAUUCUACGAUUGUCUCUUCUCGACCGCGAAUUCUGAGACAGUAUCUGGUCGACAAGUAUUUAAACGCGUGCAGCUUCGACUACAAUGUACCAGUCUACUUAGUUACAGAAUAAGCAGGUUGAAGCUAAUCAGAGCCACUGUUAGACAAUUGCAGACGUCAAGUUGGAAUCAAUUGCACUUCAGCCCAAUUAUCGUUUCUGUUCAAUUACGGAGUGGUUAUUGUCCAUUAGGGCAAUUACAUAGGAUGAUGCUGUAAUUGAAUUAAGUGUAGCUCGCUGCGGAUGACAGUUAUACGUUCAGAAUAAGGAGUGUAGAUACAUACAGAGAUCACAUUGUAUGACCUGCCGGAAAACCUUCAGCGCACGUAUUUUUGCUCAGGGCGUUAAAAUUAGUUUACAAUGUUGCGCAUUGUAAGGGGCCUCAAAGCACCGUUGUAUAAGUUAUAGCAUGAACAUUGCUGUUGUUCAAUGCUAAUCACUGUCUUAUUGUUCCAGGCCCACACUUAGGUAUUGUAAUUUAUUAAGCAGCGGCAGUACAAAAAGAUUUAUAAACAAAAUGAACAUUACAAGAUUUAUGCUUGCUGGAUGUAUCGCCAUAUUUUCUCUAAUCAGUGCUGUACCAGCGGUCAAGAGUGAUGGGGGAGCUCCAUGUGACGAGAACGGUCUCUGCAAAUACGGUGGGAAAUGCGGUCCAACCAACACGUGCGUCUGCAAAUUCUCGUGCUCCGUUGAAAAGUGGGAUAUAGACAUUCACUGUGGAAUUAAUAAGCCUGGAAUCAGACGGAAGUACUAUUUGAAUUUGUGCCAACUCCAGGCCCACGCGUGCGAGUUACAAAUGGAUAUUCCAAUCAAGAAGAUGGGAUACAAAAAGCCAACAAAAAAGCGAUGCAAAGCGAAAAGCGAGGAAUCGUACAAACUGUGCUCAAGAGCUGAGGAUUUCAUGGGACGCUGUGGUGGCGGUAUAUCAUCAACCACAUAUACAAGUGCUGGGAUCUGUCUGGAGGAAAAACUGAGUGGAGAGAAACGAUGCGAGUGCCCUAAUGAUAAAACUGGACCCGAUUGUCGAGUGAAGAGCCUUGCGCUGCGAUCUGUAUCAUGGGAUGCAUCCGAAGAGAUCAUUAGUGAUUUAGACGUCAAGGAAGAUACUCAAUCUGGCUUGCCACAAAUACUGGUGUUUGGUUUAGUGUCUGCUGCUCUCUUCGUCGUCUUUUCGCUUCUAUUGAUCAAACGGUUUGUGAUAAAUCGUGGAAAUAGAAACGAAAUCCUCCCGCCAGCUUCACCAACCACUAAAGAAACAUGUGUGGAACUACCAGACAACUCAACUUCAACACAGCGCAAUUUAAACCUAUGAACAUUGUUGUCUCCGUUCGCCCGGAUAAAGACAGCCAGCAGCAUCGGUAUUCAGACGUCACCAGCCAGGUGUUCAGAUCCAACCCUCGACGAGAGAGACUGGUCGCGCUCUCUAGCCCCACCACUGGUGUAAAGUCACAUACGCUGGUAAAAUCGGCGAGUCAAGAAAUAGCAACAUUUCAAACUCCCCACUUGGUUCGGGCAGCCACUACAUAACACAAUAUAUAGUACUGUGGGGGAAGAUGGGACAAUUUUAGUAUAUAAUAUCUAAAUAUCCUGAUCGUGUUUAAAACAAAUAACAACGGUCUAUGGAAGUCGUGACGAUACGAUUUUAUAUUUCUUUAAAUGUUCUUUGUUUACAACAAAAAAUAGACGAAAAAAUAGAACAAAAAGUUGUCCCAUAUUCCCCCACCCUACUGUAACUUUCACUGCUUUUAAGUUAAAAUUUCCUUAUUUCAGUUCAAGCUAUUUUUUCUUUACCUAACUGUGCCAUUUAUUUAUUACACCUUAUUUAUUUUACUUUCUUCUUCUACGAUUACAUUCGCAGCUUUGUGGCGGUGGAAACCCGUUACUACUGCGAACGUACUGUAUAUAGUGACUUUAUAUAUAUAUACGUAUAUUAUCCCCACACUGCUGGCAUGUGGCUUAUAUAGUACAGAGCAUCCAUAACCGCUUCAACAGUGUUACCUGUUUGUUUAUUCAUGCUCGUUAUUGAACAAAAAGUUUCGAAGCAUUCGCGCAGUAUUAAUUUAUUAAUUAUUCUAUUGCCUGCGCUUUUCAGCAACCGAACCAUUUUAUAAUAAAACAUUUGUUUUAAAUUUUCGCCCAUGUUAGACUACUUUUCAACUGAAAAUGGAUUUUAAUGAAGCUUUGAAAUGCAGUUGUUGUCAAAAAGCAGGGUAAUUUCCAAUUGAAUUUACAUAGAAAGCAGUUUUUGAGAACUGAUGUAACUUUAUACUGCGUAAGUCGCAUAGGUUUGCUUGAAUAAAAAGGUUUUAUUGCUUCGAAUCAUUGAGUAGAUUACUUCCUCUCGCGUCAUUUCUCUCACUUGGCUGCUAAAUUCUUCUUGGUUUGGAAUCUCCAGCAGAGAAAUUGUUCCAUUGAACGACUUACGUUGCAUGGGGUACUAGCGGAAGUACAACGCACAUCCGGUAAGGGAUGGCCGCGGAUAUCUUUCAAAUGGAAGGGAUUUUACUCGCAUUUUGUUUCAGAGUCGAUAAAGUGUUUUGACUUGAUGGGUAACGACAUAAAGACAUCUCGUAGAAAUAUUAAAGAGAUUUGAAAAGCAGUUGUGUCAGGUAUAAGAUGAGACAGAAAGCUAAAGGGUAUUUUAAGUUGGAAAGAAAA
Ciona intestinalis (vase tunicate) is the source of this 3703-nucleotide messenger RNA. RefSeq lists its product as uncharacterized. Gene Ontology annotation, molecular function: protein binding. NCBI's taxonomy places the organism in Eukaryota, Metazoa, Chordata, Ascidiacea, Phlebobranchia, Cionidae. The record is from RefSeq and is a predicted model, not a curated record.